GUUUGAAAUAUUUGCGGAGAGAAGUGGAGGCAGCCCUCGCGAUAAAAACUUGGGGAAGAGGUUUCCAACUUCUUUUCUUCAUUUGGGAAGAUCAGACAAGAGUUUUAGUUUUUAAUUUGUUUUAUGAACCUGAAUGUUUUAAUUCCCCGUAGCAUGUCUCUUCUUUUAACGGGCUCUUAUCUGAUCUCUCCGAUAUUUUCUCGACGCCCCACCAUCACCACCGCCGUCGCCUCUGACGCCUAGGGUUUCUUCUAGAAGGAUUCUCUCCUUUUUAGCAUAUAAGAGCCAUGCCAACUUUUAGUGCUAUAGCUUUGGAUAGGUUUUUAGAACCUGGAACUUCCAAAUCUGUCGACAAGUCUGGUCCUAAUUUAAAACCACCUAUCCCCAACCCAAAGCCUAUUACUAAUUCAAAGCUGGAGAGGAGGAACAGUACAUCAGUAACAGAGAGGAAGGUUAAUCGCCCCCAAAUAUCACCUGCUCUCUAUGCUACUCCUGAGGCAACCCCACUACCCGAUUCACCAUCUUCUUUCCCUCCUUCACCUUACAUCAUCAAUCACAAGCGCCGUGGGCCUCGCCUUUUGAAGAGCUUUUCUGAGGACAAUGUAUCAUCACGGCAAAAAGCCCUUGAAGAAAAUGAGGUUAACGGGAUUGCAAAGCUGGCAGAAACCAAGUCUGUUGAUUCAUUGAAGGAUGCUGUUACUUUUAGCAUUCCUGAACCUAAUGAAGAGGAGCAUUGGAAUGAUGGCCAUAAUGGUUCUAUGAAAAUGGAGCAGGCAAAUGGUGUCUCUAAUGGUCCUGUCAAAGUGGAGCAGGCAAAUGGUCUCCAUGGUGGCUCCAUUCAAGAUGAGCACAUGAACGGUGCCCAUGCUGGUGAAUUUGGGAGCAGUAAUAGGGAAGUUGGAAGCAGCCAAAUGAGUAAUGGUUUGGCCAGGGAUAGCGCUGUGCUUGUUCCAUUGGACUUGGACAGAUGCGGUGACAGUGAAGAUUUCUUUGAUCCAAAUGAAUCAAUGAGUGUCACAAGUAAUACCGAGGGAGAUGAUGAUACUGGGGCAGAAAGUGCUGCAAGGCUUGCUACACCAAGGGUGGAGUUUUUUGAUGCAUAUGACGAAUUAUCCUCUGAGAGUGGACCGCAGUCUCUUCUUCAUGACAUAGAUGCUGAACUGCAUGAAAUAAGAUUGAGUUUACUCAUGGAGAUAGAGAAGAGGAAGCAGACAGAAGAAGCUCUGAACAAGAUGCGGUGUAAGUGGCAAAGAAUCAGCCAAGAGUUGGCUGUUGAGGGAUUGUCACUGCCUGUGGAUCCUAUUGAUGUGCCAGAGGAUGAGCUGGUGAUACCAGCUAAAGAACUGAGGCAGCAAGUGGGUGUUGCAAGAUUUGUAUCGUUAUCUUUGGGACGGGGCAUUGCAAGGGCAGAGAUGGAGACGGAGAUGGAAGCUCAAAUUGAAUCGAAGAACUUUGAAAUUGCCCGGUUGUGGGACCGGCUACACUAUUAUGAGGCUGUGAAUCGGGAAAUGUCUCAGAGGAACCAAGAGGCUGUAGAGAUGGCACGGCGCGACAGACAAAGGAAGAAAAAAAGGCAGAGAUGGGUCUGGGGUUCAAUUGCGGCUGCAAUUACCCUUGGCACUGCAGCCUUGGCUUGGUCUUACCUCCCAACGGGAAAAGUGCCGUCUUCUUCUAGUAGUUCUCAGGCUCCUGACCAUGAUGAUGCAGCCAAGUGAUAACUUACUCAAAAUUCAAUAUAGCUGUCAUCGUAGCAAGAGAAUAAGAUGCGCACACUCUUCCCCGUGACUAGCAGUCUCCUGCUUUUGUUGGUAGCAAAUAUAUCUCUCUGCCAUGAGCCAUCAUCAGAGGAUGUACAGUAGUACCAUCAAAAAUAAUUUUUGAGUACUCCUACUAGUUUAUUCCCCUCCCUGGCGAUGUGGGAGGUGAUGAAUGUCAAUUAUAUCGGCCUUUGUUACCCAAUUUUGGCCUUCUUGUGCGCGUUAUGCACAUAUAAUCUCGUGGGAUUUUCUUUUUAACCAAAGGUCUCUUUUGAUUCAGGCA
Molecule: messenger RNA, 2040 nt
Organism: Theobroma umbraticum
Lineage: Eukaryota; Viridiplantae; Streptophyta; Magnoliopsida; Malvales; Malvaceae
Source: RefSeq, a predicted model, not a curated record